AAUAGGAUAGCAAAGGUAGCAAGGAAAGUCUAACGAAAGAACAACAACCAAGUUCGUCAAAUAUAACAAGUGAGGAUGAGAACAAUGACAUUAAUUAGAAUUUAUAAUCAUCUUUAAGAAGUUAACAAAUGGAAACUUAUUGUAUCAGAUUUUGAGUCAAACUACACUUAACAGAAAGGCUCUUCUUGUCGUCAAGAUGCCUUAUGGUGAAGAUAUAGAUGAAUUAUCGUCGUUAGUCGGGAGUUCAACUUCGCAACAUUCUUAUCUUCUAAGUAGUCAGUCUACAGAAUUAGAAAAAAGAUGCAGAAGCUUUCAGAGUUGGAUGGAGGAGCAGACAGCCGGAAUCAAUUUAACGUGGGAGAAUUUGAAUGUGGAAAUAAAGGAUAAAUCCUUAUUGAAGAAUGAUAAGGAUAAUCCCGAAAAUCGAAAGAUUCUUAAUAAUAUGUCAGGAAGUGUUAAUUCUGGUAUGCUGUUGGCUGUUAUGGGAGGAAGUGGAGCAGGAAAAUCGACUUUUCUCAAUUGUUUAGUAGAUAGAAAUUGCAAGGGUUUAUCAGUCAGUGGUAAAAUUACGGUGAAUGGACACGCUCAUAGAAACUACAUAAGGGCAAUUUCGGCUUACGUGCAGCAAGAUGACUUGUUUCUACCAGGUUUAACCGUCAGAGAACAUUUAAUUUUUCAGGCAAAAUUACGAAUGGAUCAUAGAACAACCAGGAAAGAACGAUUACAGAGAAUUGAAGAAAUUUUAAAAGAGUUAGGACUUAAAAAUUGCGAGAAUACAAUUAUAGGACAACCUGGAUUCAAGAAAAGUUUAUCCGGAGGCGAAAGGAAACGUUUAACCUUCGCAACUGAAAUCUUAACAGACCCAGCAUUACUGUUCUGUGACGAGCCAACUACUGGUCUCGAUUCAUUUAUGGCACACAACGUAGUCAGUAUAUUAUAUGAAAUGGCUUCUAAAGGGAAGAUCGUUAUCUGCACCAUCCAUCAACCGUCUUCUGAAGUCUUUCGAAUGUUCGAUAGAUUAUUACUUAUAGCUGAAGGUAGAACAGCAUAUUUAGGACCGUCCUACGAAGCUCUCGAAUUUUUCUCUAGUUUGGGUUAUAUAUGUCCUCUUACUUUUAAUCCCGCUGAUUAUUAUAUUCAAGUUUUAGCUAUUCAGCCAGGUUUCGAAGAAAGGGAUAAACAGAUAAUUAAUAAAAUUUGCAAUUGGUACGAUGCUUCUUCGUUUGGAAAAAAUGAAGAAUGGAAUCAACACUGUGGUUACGAGUUAUCAGAAGUAUACCAUAAAGUGAAGUCAAAGAAAGCGUCGUGGUUUGUACAGUUCUAUAUGCUAUUAUGGAGAGCUUUACUCGAAGCAUUUCGAAAUCCUUCAAUAAUGACUAUAAGAACGUUUCAGAAAAUUUUUCUAGCCUUGAUGAUUGGUUCUAUUUACUUUCAAAUAAAAAUCAACCAGGCAGGAAUCAUGGCUGUAAAUGGUGCAAUAUUUAUUUUCAUUACAGAAAAUACGUUUCCAAGUAUGUACGGGGUGCUUCAGACAUUUCCUCAAGAGCUUCCAGUAUUUCUUCGUGAAAAUCAAAAUGGUAUAUAUCGAGUAGAUGCAUAUUACUUAUCCAAGAUAAUAUCUUUAAUUCCAGGUUUCAUUUUCGAGCCGGUUUUAUUCACAGUUAUAUCUUAUUGGAUGAUAGGAUUAAAUAGUGAUUUAGAUCGAUUCUUCUUAACCAUGCUUAUCAUUGUUUUAACUGCAAACACAGCAAGCGCAUGCGGAUUUUUCUUUUCGGCUGCUUGCGCUUCACCAACUUUAGCCAUGACAAUUCUCGUGCCAAUUGAUGUAGUUUUAAUGAUCACAGGAGGAAUUUUUAUCAAUUUAAAAACUUUAUCAAAAUACAUAUCGUGGUUGCAGUACUUAUCCUGGUUUCGAUAUUCUAACGAAGCGUUAAUGGUAGUGCAAUGGGAAAAUGUUCAUAACAUUACUUGUUCCUCAAGGAAAGAUAUUCCUUGUGUUAGAGAAGGUGUCGAAGUAAUUGAAGAACUUGGUUUCAGUAGAGACGAAAAUGAAUGGAACUUUAUCUGCCUGUUUAUAUUAUAUAUUGCUUUUCAUUUGAUGGGAUUAAUUGCUUUAAUUUUGAGAUCUAAAAAGAAAUAAUAAUCAUGAAUGUUUGUAGCUAAUAUAUUUUUACAUUUGUU
This is a messenger RNA of Centruroides sculpturatus (bark scorpion), 2181 nucleotides long. Its product is annotated as protein white-like. The coding region runs from base 197 to 2140 and encodes 647 amino acids. The record is from RefSeq and is a predicted model, not a curated record. Gene Ontology annotation, cellular component: plasma membrane. Gene Ontology annotation, biological process: transmembrane transport. Gene Ontology annotation, molecular function: ATP binding; ABC-type transporter activity; ATP hydrolysis activity. Lineage: Eukaryota; Metazoa; Arthropoda; Arachnida; Scorpiones; Buthidae. The transcript is spliced from 23 exons.